GAUCCUGGAUCUCGCAGCAGCAGUCCGUCGCUGCAGUCCCUCGGAGCGGCCAGUCAUCACCAGCCUCCACCACCCCUCCCUCUCCUCCUCCUCUUCUUCCUCCUCCUCCUCCUCCUCCACCACCACCACCACCACCACCACCCCCCCGUCCGCUUCAACGUCCGCCGGAGCUGUAACGCUCUGUGGCUCUGAGCGAGGCGGCGAAACGGUUUCACCGCCACCGGGUUGCAGCGCGUUUGACGACGGUGCUCGGACACCCCGUGGACAUGAGGACGCCCGCUCCAGCGACUUCUUCCAGCGGGGAGGAUCGGGAACCCUGACUGGGGUCGUUUUGUUUUCCUUCCGCCGAGCAGAUGAGAAAAAGAAUCGUCAUGACCGUUUUCCACACCUCCACUGAGGGACCUCGGCCCCUUCCGGUUUCUGGACUUAUUGACGCCGGGAUGAGAUAAUAAAGUGGAACAGCUCGUGCAUGACGCUACGACGACACCUGUAGCACCCGUGAACCCCCCUGCCCCCUCCCCUUCCCCUUCCCCUACCCAAGCUAAGUUCAAGUCAACGGUCAGAACAUGACGACGCCGGCUCUCCUGCCGCUGUCGGGCCGCAGGAUACCCACGCUGUCGCCGGGCGCCUCGUCCUUCCCGCACCACAGGGCCACGUUGAGGCUCUCCGAGAAGUUCAUCCUGCUCCUCAUCCUCAGUGCCUUCAUCACCUUGUGCUUCGGGGCCUUCUUCUUCCUCCCGGACAAUUCCAAGCACAAGCGCUUCGACCUGGGCUUGGAGGACGUGCUCAUCCCUCAUAUUGACUCGCCCAAGGAGGGGAAGCACAUCUCUGGACAGGUGGUCAUACAUGGACAGGGAGGACAUGACGAGCACAGGCACAGGGAGGAGGAGGAGAGCCUGCGGGACAAGAUCCGGGCGGACCACGAGCGCGCGCUGCAGGAGGCCAAGGAGAAGCUGAGGAAGUCCCGCGAGGAGCUGCAGGCCGAGAUCCAGACGGAGAAGAACAAAGUGAUGGAGGACCUGAAGAAGAAGGACGCGGGGCCCAAGCCUCUGCCCCCCGUCCCGCUGCCCAAAGUGGUGGGCGUCAGCGACGGGGAGCCCCCGGAGCCCGACGCCAAAGAGCGGCGCGACAAGAUCCGAGAGAUGAUGAAGCAUGCGUGGGACAGCUACCGACAGUACGGCUGGGGCCACAACGAGCUGAAGCCGCUCGCCAAGAAAGGACAUUCCACUAAUAUCUUCGGCAACUCUCAGCUGGGGGCGACCAUCGUGGAUGCCUUAGACACCCUCUACAUCAUGGGUCUGCACGACGAGUUCAAGGACGGCCAGGACUGGAUCGAGCAGAACCUGGACUUCGGAGUGAAUGCUGAGGUGUCGGUGUUCGAGGUCAACAUUCGGUUCAUAGGAGGCCUGCUGGCUGCCUACUACCUCUCUGGACAGGAAAUGUUCAAGCUGAAGGCGGUGCAGCUAGCUGAGAAGCUACUUCCUGCCUUCAACACCCCCACAGGGAUCCCCUGGGCCAUGGUCAACCUCAAAAGCGGCGUGGGGCGUAACUGGGGCUGGGCGUCGGCGGGCAGCAGCAUCCUGGCGGAGUUCGGGACCCUCCACAUGGAGUUUGUGCACCUCACCUACCUGACGGGGAACCCGGCCUACUACCAGAAGGUGAUGCACAUCCGGAAGCUGCUGGCCAAGAUGGACCGACCCAACGGGCUGUACCCGAACUACCUGAACCCCCGGACGGGCCGCUGGGGCCAGCACCACACCUCGGUCGGGGGACUCGGGGACAGUUUCUACGAGUACCUGCUGAAGGCGUGGCUCAUGUCGGACAAGACGGACACGGAGGCCCGCAGGACCUACGACGACGCCAUCGAGGCCAUCGAGCGCCACCUGAUCCGCAAAUCCAACGGCGGCCUGACGUUCAUCGGCGAGUGGAAGAACGGCCACCUGGAGAGGAAGAUGGGCCACCUGGCCUGCUUCGCCGGCGGCAUGUUCGCGCUGGGCGCCGACGGCUCGCCCGACGACAAGGCCGGACACUACCUGCAGCUGGGGGCCGAGAUCGCACACACCUGCCACGAGUCCUACGACCGGACAGUGCUGAAGCUCGGCCCGGAGGCCUUUAAGUUCGACAGCGGCCUGGAGGCGGUGGCCGUGCGGCAGAACGAGAAGUACUACAUCCUGAGGCCGGAGGUCAUCGAGACCUACUGGUACAUGUGGAGGUUCACCCACGACCCCAAAUACCGCCAGUGGGGCUGGGAGGCAGCGCAGGCCAUCGACAAGUACUGCCGGGUGAGCGGCGGUUUCUCCGGCGUGAAGGACGUGUACUCCUCCAACCCGACCUACGACGACGUGCAGCAGAGCUUCUUCCUGGCCGAGACGCUCAAGUAUCUGUACCUGUUGUUCUCCAGUGACGACCUGAUGCCGUUUGAGAGCUGGGUCUUCAACACGGAGGCUCAUCCGCUUCCUGUCCUCCAUCUGGGAAACAUCACGCUGCCCGGCAGCGAGCCGGCUCAGCGGUAAACGCCCCCCCCCCCCCAGCCAACACGCCAACACUGGAUGAACUGACACUGAGCCCCCCCCUCCCCCCCCCCCCCUCGAGGAGACGCUUCAUCUGUUUCGACCCAGAGCCUCCGUUGGCUUUUUCUCAUUUGCUUUUUUUAUUGUCGUUUCUGUUGUGGAUUUUUGGACCUGUGACCAAACCCGCCCUGCGGUCGGCGGCGCUCCCACUGCAUUGUGGGGAUUCUGUGGAGAGUCUUCACGGACGGGAGGACUUCGCGCGCCCUGUUGGGGAUUCGCAGUGCUUCUCAUUUGGACAAAUCGGGAUCCUGCUGUCCGACCUUUAGAUGAACUUUGACCUUCAGCUGGGAGGGCAUUUCGCUCCUCCUCAUCUCCUCAUCCUCCUUUUUCCAAAAAGUGGACCCCUGCCCCCCCCCCCCCCUCCCCCUCCCUCUCUCACCCCUCCUCCGUCACCACGUCACCAACCCACAAUGCUUUGCUGCGCCUUGACAGAGUUUCUCUCGGCUCUUGUGUUGCCUUCUUCCGCUGUGAAGGGUUGAUUUGUGCACUUUGACUGGCGGGUUUCUGAGGGAGGGGGGCGCAGAGAAGGCCCCCCCCCCUCACUGUGAGAUGCAUGAGCUCGUCAUCCUACUGUUAUACUCUUAACGUUUCUCUCAUCACCACCAACAGCUCGACCCCUUGACGUCGUAUCAACUGAAUCCGGAAAUUCUUUAAAAGCUCUCGAUGCCAAAACAACUCGGAUAGACAUCUGGAAACUUUCAUUCACGAGUUAAAUGUACAAAAAAACUAAAUGUAUUGAGGCUUUCUUGGUCUUCAGUCUGUCUGAGAGGCAGCGGGGGGGGGGCACGAGCAGGGGGGCACGAGUCCGUUUAGAGGUCCAGUUUUCUCCCAUCAGCCCCGGCUCUGUGUAGAUUCAACCAAUAAUUAAACCCAAUUAAACCCAAACGCACUUCAUGAUGGGCUCAGUAACGCUGUGCAAUGAGUGUGUGUGUGUCUGUGUGCGCAUGGGGGGGGGGGGCACUCACUAGGCUUCCUCUGUGCUGCGUUCAAAGUCUUAGUUUUUGGCAGCACUGUUCUUUCUUCCGUUUUCCUUUGAGCACCAAACGGACAGAACGGGGAGUCUUCCUCCUCUUCUUCCUCCUCCUCCUCUUCCUCAUUCAUACAUAGUGAUAACCUUUAUUUAUACCUUUAUUAUGCACCUUCAGCACGGACUUAUAAAGCGCUUUGUGAGGUCCAAGCAGGAAUAAAAGCUGCAUAUUCAUAUGUUGAGGCAAUAGAGACACAACACAUCUUGGAAGUCAAAUAUUUCACAUUUUCUUCAUGUUGUGAUCUCAAAUGUUCCUGUCUGUAAAAAAAAAAAACAC
Molecule: messenger RNA, 3874 nt
Organism: Pungitius pungitius (ninespine stickleback)
Lineage: Eukaryota; Metazoa; Chordata; Actinopteri; Perciformes; Gasterosteidae
Gene: man1a2
Product: mannosidase, alpha, class 1A, member 2
Exons: 14
Coding region: 567-2513 (648 amino acids)
Biological process (GO): mannose trimming involved in glycoprotein ERAD pathway; carbohydrate metabolic process
Cellular component (GO): endoplasmic reticulum; Golgi membrane; extracellular exosome
Molecular function (GO): calcium ion binding; mannosyl-oligosaccharide 1,2-alpha-mannosidase activity
Source: RefSeq, a predicted model, not a curated record